AUGGGGUCGGGCGUCGGGGCGGUGUUCCCUGCCGCGCCGCCGGGCGCCGCCACGCCGCCCCCGCCCCUGGUCAGCAGCGCGGCGGGCACCCCCAGCAAGCUGGUGGCGCAGGAGCUGUACUGGCGCUGGUUCCAGAUGGCAGACACCGACCGCGACGGGCGGCUGACGGGCGCCGACGCGGUGCGCUUCUUUGAGCGCAGCGGCCUGGCGCGGGAGCUUCUGGCCAAGGUGUGGGCCAACUCGGACCACAAGCGCCAGGGCUUCCUCGACUUCCACGCCUUUGUGCGCGCCCUGGAGCUGGUGUCGCUGGCGCAGUCCACGGGGGAGGUGUCCAUGGACACAUACGCCAACAUGCAGUCGGCGGGGAUAGAGCCGCCGAGGCUGCGGGGCCUGGAGACAGACCCCGCAGCGCCUGCCACAGCGCCGCACGCCUCCGCCCUGCCCCGCCGCCCCGCCGGCGCAGAGUCGUCGCCGUCGCCCGCGAGCGCGGCCGCCAUGUUUGGGCGCAAGGGCAAGCGGCGGGCGGCGCUUUCCACCAAGGACUGCACCUCCAUCACAGAAGGCCUCAAGAAGAUCUACUUUCACAAGAUCCGGCCGCUGGAGGAGUCGUACAAGUUUGGGCACUUCUUCAGCCCGCUGCUGAGCGAGGGCGACUUUGAGGCCAAGCCCAGCGUGCUGCUGCUGGGGCAGUACAGCACGGGCAAGAGCACCUUCAUCAAGUACCUGCUGGGGAGGGACUACCCGGGGAUCCACAUUGGGCCAGAGCCCACCACAGACAGGUUUGUGGUGGUGAUGCACGGCCCCGACGAGCGCCGCACGCCCGGCAACACGCUGGUGGUGCAGCCGGACAAGCCGUUCACCGGGCUGGCACAGUUUGGCAGCGGCUUCCUGUCCAAGUUUGAGUGCGCCCAGUGCGACAACCGGCUGCUGGAGGAGGUGACGCUGGUGGACACGCCAGGCGUGCUGUCUGGCGAGAAGCAGCGCAUCGAGCGCUCGUACGACUUCAUCCAGGUGUGCGGCUGGUUUGCGGCGCGCUGCGACCUCAUCCUGCUGCUGUUCGACCCCUACAAGCUCGACAUCUCGGACGAGUUCAAGGCGGUGGGUGGGGUGCUCCGGCGCCUGCUCCUCCACCUGCUCCGCUGCCUGGCUCCUCCGCUGCCUCACCACCUCGCCCCCACCGCACCACACCACACCACCACCACACCACCACGCCACGCCACCGCGCCUGUCCCUGCCACCGCCCCGCCCCGCAGCUUCAACGCCAGCCAGCCCAUCCGCGACGACGUCAACCCCACGGGGCGCGCCCUGUUUGAGAAGGAGCAGGAGGACCUGCUGCACGACCUGUACGACAUACCCGCACGCUCCUGCGACAGGCGCAUCAACGAGUUUGUCAAGCGCGUCAGGGCCGCCAAGAUCCACUUCCUCAUCAUGGGCCACCUGCGCAAGCAGAUCCCCUACUUUGGACAGAAGAAGGCGCAGGAGAAGCUGCUGGAGAACCUGGCGCAGGAGUUCCAGCACGUGCAGCGCGAGUUCCACCUGCACCCGGGAGACUUCCCCGACGUGGAGCGGUACCGCGAGAUCCUGUCUGCCUUUGACCUCAGCCGCUUCCCCAAGCUGGACAAGGCCAUGAUCCGCCAGGUGGACGACGCGCUUUCCUUGGACAUACCCGCCCUCGUCCGCCAGAUGGACAACCCGUGGUCGUCGUGA
This is a messenger RNA of Chlorella variabilis, 1707 nucleotides long. RefSeq lists its product as hypothetical. Gene Ontology annotation, molecular function: protein binding; GTP binding; calcium ion binding. The coding region runs from base 1 to 1707 and encodes 568 amino acids. The record is from RefSeq and is a predicted model, not a curated record. NCBI's taxonomy places the organism in Eukaryota, Viridiplantae, Chlorophyta, Trebouxiophyceae, Chlorellales, Chlorellaceae. Gene Ontology annotation, biological process: endosomal transport; endocytosis. Gene Ontology annotation, cellular component: plasma membrane; intracellular membrane-bounded organelle; cytoplasm. The transcript has 12 exons.